AAAUAAUUUAAGCAUGCUUUAUAUUGCGUGGAGAAGGUGGUUUACAGUAUCGGUUUGUGGUUAACUCAUUGGGUAUUCGUGUCAGUCGUCAGAGGCGAGGUGUUAGAGGGGGAGAUAGUAUAUAUUGGAAUGCACUUGACUUCCAGAUGCCUGAAACAAGCGAGGCCGCAGCCCUUUGCGGUGUCACAGUUUGAAGGAGCUCCGUCGCGUUGCUUCUAAACUCGGGGAAGGCGCCGCUUUAAGAAGAGCCGCGGACAGGCAUCCGAGUAUCACCUGGCUCUGCGUCUCCGCAGCACCUAGACUGGCUUCAGCCCUCACUCGCCACCACCCCCACCGUCCUCCGGCGGCUCACCUGAUCGAUCGCGCACAGUGAGCGCCGCCGAAGGCAGGGGGAGCUGAAAUUCAACCCGGGCAGCGCUGGAGAUGCUCGACCUGGUGAGGCGGCGUGCUGGCAUUCGGAACGGGCUGCCUCGGACAUCCGGAGUCCAGUGACACCUGCCACCCCGUUCCUUUCAUUCACCGGGACACACACCCGUUAUCUUUCUUCGUUAAAAUAGUGAUAACCCUCUCCAGUUCGGCCAUGCAGCUGCCUCCUAAGGAACCACAGAAAAAGAGCUUGCGGGAUUUGGCAAUUGAGAUCGGCAUGAGAGUUUUCCUCUUCGGAGUUUUUGUUUUCACAGAAUUCCUGGAUCCUUUCCAGCGAGUCAUUCAGCCUGAAGAGAUCUGGCUGUACAAGAAUCCCAUUGUGCAGUCAGAUCACAUACCUACUCGGAUAAUGUUUGCCAUUUCAUUCCUCACACCUCUGGCUGUGAUCUUUGUGGUCAAAAUAAUUCGAAGAACAGAUAAAACAGAGAUUAAAGAGGCUUGUUUAGCUGUCUCUCUGGCCCUUGCUCUGAACGGAAUCUUCACCAAUACGAUUAAGCUAAUAGUGGGAAGACCCCGACCUGAUUUCUUUAACCGCUGUUUUCCCGAUGGUGUGAUGAACCCUGAGAUGCACUGCACAGGUGACCCAGAUGUAGUUUCAGAAGGCAGAAAGAGCUUUCCAAGCAGCCAUUCCUCUUUUGCUUUUUCAGGUCUGGGUUUCACCACCUUCUACUUAGCUGGGAAGUUGCACUGCUUCACGGAUAUCGGCCAAGGAAAGAGCUGGAGACUGUGUGCUGCUAUCCUUCCUUUAUACUGUGCAGUGAUGAUUGCCUUGUCACGGACAUGUGAUUACAAGCAUCACUGGCAAGAUGCACUGGUCGGUGCCUUGAUUGGCAUCAUCUUUGCCUACCUUGCCUACAGACAACAUUAUCCAUCACUGAGUCACACCGAAUGCCAUAAACCACACGUCUGUCUCGUGGUUCAGGUAUCAGCUGAUCAGGAAGAAGCAUCCACUCCAGAGAAAGCUACCAGCCUGGCUUUAGAGGGAGUAAACGAGGGUCCUGUAUGACUAGCACACUUCUAACAUGGACAAUUAUCCCUCCAUACAUUCCACAUAAAUCAAAACAAAAUCUACUUAAAAUUCAUUCCAUAACAAUCUCAUGUACUUUUGUCCUUCAUAUAUCCAAUGGAAAGCAAAAUGAUUAACAAAUUAUUUUGCUUUCAAAGUAAUGGUAUACAUUGAUGUCAUCUGAGAAAAGAAAUUCAUUUUAAAAUGGUCAUCAGAUAUUAAACAUGGUAAAAAUGGCAAUGUUCUUUAAAUGCACAAGAAAUCAAAAAAAUAAUUCUGAAUGAAAUUUAAUUACAGUGCAAGACUGAAGCAACGUUAAGAUAUUUGCACAAUAUUGAAAGAAAAUGCAUUAAUUAUAUAUAAUUACAAUACUGACAGUAUGAAGAGAUCAUGGAUAGAUCUGAUUAACGGGUAAUUAAAAAUUUUGAUGAAUGCUGUGAAAUUAGUAUUGUGAAACAAUUAUACAGGUUGCAGUGAAGAUGUAGUUAUUAAUGGC
This is a messenger RNA of Pristis pectinata (smalltooth sawfish), 1928 nucleotides long. It is a transcript of the gene plpp4, whose product is annotated as phospholipid phosphatase 4. Gene Ontology annotation, biological process: phospholipid metabolic process. The record is from RefSeq and is a predicted model, not a curated record. The coding region runs from base 581 to 1432 and encodes 283 amino acids. The transcript is spliced from 7 exons. NCBI's taxonomy places the organism in Eukaryota, Metazoa, Chordata, Chondrichthyes, Rhinopristiformes, Pristidae. Gene Ontology annotation, molecular function: phosphatidate phosphatase activity.